AUGAAAGGAGCGAGAGAUUCACCCAUAUGUGGCGGUGUUCUUUAUUGCGGUUUCUGGCUUGUCCUUCAUUUGGCAGGGGCUGGUCGGCUUGAGCUGUUCUGGGCUAAUAAAUGUGAUUUGCAGGUUAUGUGGUAUCGACUGAGCACUGAGGAACGCGUCAAGUUGCUGGCCGCUGAAAACAGCGUGAUUAGCAACACGGCCUUGCUGCUCAACUCCGCAAUAACAGUACCUCCUAUUGAUAUGCCACUGAAAUACAGCAGUGUGCAGACAGCGGCUAAGUUGGGUUGGCCUGGUGCUGCACUCGCUUGGCUCGGGAUGUAUGAUAACAGAUUGAAAAAUGGCAUUUACUGCACAAGAGCCGUCGCCGGAGUUGCGGUUGUGAGGGACGAGAUGCGUUUUUUGGACUAUCCGCCUGGCAGUGACGAAGGUUUCGUCGCUUUGCGUGCUCUGUUUUAUGGGCACUUCCAUAUGCUGCGUUAUUUUUCUGUUGCGCAGAUCCCCCAUUCGUUUGUAACUCUGUUUCCUGAUGGCCGAGUACCAUUGCAUUUUCUUCAUAUUCUUUCCCAGGCUCCUACUUUGGAAUGUCGACGUAAUAGACUGCUUUGCAGUCAACUGCAACAUGUAGCAAGUGAGUUGCUGCACUGGCUGCCACGCAUCAACGCUGAUCUCUUACGGUAUAAGGCCAGUGAGAUACAGGAUGUUGAACUUGCUCGUUUCAUCGACUGCUGCGCAAAACAUUCGUGCGACAGUUCGGCCGAAUGCACUGACUAUAAGAGCAUUGAUAGAACUUAUCCGUGA
This is a messenger RNA of Gongylonema pulchrum, 798 nucleotides long. The record is from the annotation of a GenBank genome assembly. Lineage: Eukaryota; Metazoa; Nematoda; Chromadorea; Rhabditida; Gongylonematidae.